AUGCCUUCUUUGUCUCAACCACAAACACCGAGUAAACAUCAUUCGCGAGUAGCUGAAGAGAAAUGGACGACAGCGUCCUGCAGUGAAAUCGAUAAAAUUUCGGUGGGGAUCACUUCCAGCUUAACGCCUCUCUUGUCAAUUUCAGAUAGAAAACAAAGACAGCCCAUUACUAAGAGCAAAGUACACACAACUUCGAUCGAAGCGCGAGGCGAUCGCCAAAUUCUUAAAAGAACACAAAAACGAGGAUCUGAGCUUGUACAUCGGUUAGUUCAAAACGGAAAUUUACAAUAGGUUUUCUUUUAGACGAGCUGCGUGACUUGGCAGUUUCGAACGGCGGAUUAGUUGAUGAUGAGUUCCGCGCGAUCAUUUGGCCCAUUCUAGCCGAUAAUUUAUUACAAGCGGAAGAAAAGGGUGGUAGGUGUUAGCUCAGAAUUAUUGAUUCAUUUUGACUGAAGUAUUCAAUUUACUCUUUUUACCAAAUUGAACAAAUAAUAAAGUUUGAGAAGUUUAGACGAUGCUGGCUCGUCGAACGAUUCCGACUUUGAAUCUGCAUUUUCCGAGCUUGAGGAUUCUUCUCUAGAGGUCAAAUUACUAUUUUGUAGCACAAUUUUUGUCUUUUUUUCUGGUUUCAUCGCGAAAACAUGAACGACAUGAAUAUUGAAUACACAUACAUUGUUUUAUUCAUAGGAUGAACAAGAAGCCGAUGAAGACGUUUUGAGACAGCACAAAGAGUGGCAUCAGGUUGGGUUUUCAAAAAAUUUUAUUUUGUCGAAGUUUUUUUAAAACAUGUAUUUCUGUUAGAAAUUAAAUCAUAAUUUGUUAAAUCUGUUCUGAGGAAUUGUUAAGGUGUUUAAAGAGAAGAAAAGGGAAAGGUUUCGAGGCCGUUUUCAGUGUUUUUCUGGGUGACAUAAAUUUCUGUGUGUAUAAACGACUCAACUGGGUUUUUGAACCGAAAAUUCAAUUUUUCAAUUUGAAUAGGUCGAACUGGACGUGAACAGAACUUUGGCGCGUUUCCCACCAAACAUUACCGACGUGCAUCGGACUACCUUGCAGAAGGAGCUGAUCCCCUUGAUUGUGAGGGUUUUGAGGCUCAACCCGCGGUUCAACUACUACCAGGGCGAGUUCUUUCAGUAGGAAAGAGGUUCUCCUCCGUUAAAAAAGAAGGUGCAACGGAUAACUAACAUGUGGGAAGGAGAUACGGCCGGGAACUUUUUAUGAUCUUCUAAUUUUUGAUAGGUUUCACUACAUAUUUAGCUUGUUAACGGCGGGUUUGAGUUAUCGAAAAAAGUUCUUGGGGUAAUUUCAAAAAAAAAAAAUGUCUGGUUGGUGCACCUCAAAAAUGAAGGUAAAAUAUUUACCGCAAUAGUGUCCCAAAAAAGGUCUAAUAAUUUUUUUCACAGUUCCUUAUUAACUUUUGACAAUAGUUUCUUUUUAUUGCGCUGUUUUCUAAAAAUUUUUUUAAACUUUGAAUUUUGAAAGUUUUUUUAAACUUCAGGCUUUCAUGACAUCUGUUUGACCGUGCUUCUUGUUUGUGGAGUGAAGGAUUCGUUUCGAAUUUGUUCAAAUUUGGCGCGAAACGGCGCUUUCAACAAUUACUUGCUCAAAUCGUUAGAAGGAAGUGUGGUUAAAGAGCUUGACUUGAUGUAGGUAAAAAAAAAACGAUUUAUCGAGGAUAGAAAUUUAGGUAUGUGAUAUUGUCGCGAGUAGAGCCGCAAUUGGAAAAAAUGAUGCGAUCCGUCGAGUUGGGCAGCAUUUUCGCGUUGAGCUGGCCUCUCACUUGGUUCAGCCACAGUUUGCAGCACUACCAACAGGUUGGGCACAAUUCUCUCAUUUUGUGAUCAUUUCCCCGUUUCUCAAGCUUCGUCUAAAACUCACUCUCAAAUUGAACUGCUUCGUUAGAUUGACGAUGGCAAAUUAUCCUAUUUAUUUUCAUGAAUUGUACUUCACUAAAACAUAGUCAAAAGAGAUUCCAGCGAACAUCAAAAAACAUUAAAAAAUUGUGACAUUUCAAUUUUGUUUUGAUUGAAAAGGGUAAUUAUCAUUUCAACCGAUUCCCUGCUUGAGUGCCAGGCCAAUUUCAGAUUGUUCGAUUUUUCGACUGUUUCCUCGCGGCUCCUAGGCUGUUGCCGGUCUACGUAGCCUCGACGAUUGUCGUCUUCCGGAAAUCGAGCAUCUUUUCCUGCGAAAGGUCUCCUCCGACCAAUUUAGUCGUUAUCCUUGCGAUCCAGGGAAAUGCCAUUCAUCCACCGUUUGCUCAGCGAAAUGCCUCACGAACUUCCCGUCGACGCGAUUCUCAAAGACGCCGUGUACGUUUAGAGCCAAUCUGUGCGUUUUAAUAGUCUUUUUUGUUCAGAUAUUUGGCCAAGCUUAUGCCUCCAACGCUGUUAAGGACGCACUACUACGAAGAGUAUAGGAAAACGGUGAAAUUCCUUUUUUCCUGGAUGUUAAGUAUGAAAUGAAGGAUCUCGUUUGAAAACAACUAACAUAACGAAAAUUGAUUGCAGGUAGCCGCUCCGCCCCGAAAUCUCAUCACGAAAACAAUACCGAGGUACGCGCUGCAGUUUGUCUUUGUCGCGGGGACCGUUGGCGCGGCCGCCGGAUUCUUUUUCCUCAACAAAUUCCAGAUGUAGCUCGAAUAGUUAACUGAUCAUGUACACUCCUCUCAAAUGCUUUUUCUUGUGCUAAAGUAUUAUGAAGUCAUAAUUUUAUUGUAUGCGGGAUAACUUGCUUCAAUUAGUCAACCUUUGUUUGGAUGCCCUAUCCGCCAUUUACAGAUUCGAUUGUGAAAACUCUCCGAAUUCCACUGAUCUCCAUGAUUCCGAAUGA
Molecule: messenger RNA, 2826 nt
Organism: Caenorhabditis auriculariae
Lineage: Eukaryota; Metazoa; Nematoda; Chromadorea; Rhabditida; Rhabditidae
Source: the annotation of a GenBank genome assembly